AUGAGCGAAUCCGAACUUGACGAAUUUCGUAAAAGAACAUCACGAUUACUCGAAGCCUUCGUUUACGACUACCUUAAGAAAACCGGUUAUAAUGAAACUGCAAAGACAUACUUCAGAGAAGUAAAAUUAAAUAACUGGCCACCUACAUGGCUCGAGCAGAUAAUAACACCGGUUUCACCAAUUUCACCUGACCCUGUCGUUUCCGACUCCAUAAUCACUGCCGACAUCUCUGUUGACUUAGAUGAUGCAAUCAACGAGAACUCGAACAUUUUAGUAUCGGCUCCAAACAUAACUUCUUCAUCGCACGCUACAUCACCGAUCGAUGUCAACUCUUCUUCGCAAACUCCCCCUCUCAUAGUCCUUCAACCUUCAAAUUUACAGAUUCAUGAUAAAGAUUUGAAUACCGAGGAGAAAGUUGACGGAGAUCAUGACGCCGUUGACCUCGUUGAUCUGCAAACUUGCGGAAGUCCAAGAGAUGAUCAAAUUUCGAUGAAAUUCGAAGAACUCGUUUCCGCCUCUUCGAUAACAAAUCUGGAAAUAAAAUCCGAACCUGGUGCUCAUGAUGAAAAUUCGCGAGACUCUCCCCUUCGCUCAAUAAACACACGUGAAAAAAUGUUACCGCCAAGAAUUAGUAGCGAAUCUAGUAUCGAAUGUGAAAGCGAAGUUAGUGGAGACCAACUACCAGAUUUAAAAUUGCCUUUAGAGGGACGAGAUGGGUUCUUGCAAGAUUGGUGGAUCGUUCUAUGGGAAAAUUAUAAAGAGUUGUACAAAAGAAAGACAGGAAACACCUUGGAACAUUAUUGA
Molecule: messenger RNA, 804 nt
Organism: Acaulospora morrowiae
Lineage: Eukaryota; Fungi; Glomeromycota; Glomeromycetes; Diversisporales; Acaulosporaceae
Source: the annotation of a GenBank genome assembly